Closterium sp. Yama58-4 is the source of this 489-nucleotide messenger RNA. Lineage: Eukaryota; Viridiplantae; Streptophyta; Zygnematophyceae; Desmidiales; Closteriaceae. The record is from the annotation of a GenBank genome assembly.
AUGAUCCCGCGCCGCAGUUACGAUGCUAGUAGCGCCUCGCCAGCUUUCCAAGCAGCGCGCUGUGUCACCUGUUUACGCCAAUUCCGCCGCCGCCUCUCCAUCGGUAGCGCGACCCGCACGCUCGUCGUCAUGUCGCGCCGGGGCUUUCCGCCAGUUGCGCCGCCAGCGGCGGUUCUCGUUGUUCUUCUCCUCGUCGCAGCGGCAGCUGGCGGCGCGCGCGGAUUGCGCGGGAACGCGGUGCAACCCCGCAAGCUGGCCGUUGGCGGAAGCGGCGGAGACUCUCCGCGGAGGAGAGCGGCGGAGCUAGUGAAAGAAUCCGCCCAUGCUUCCGCAAUGACGGAGGCGCAUGUUCCGCCGCUGCAGCUGAUUCUGGCGGAAGAAGGCCGCGCGGAGGGCGCAGUGUGCUUGGACGGGUCGGCCCCAGGGUUCUACUAUCGGAAGGGCUACGGCUCGGGACAGAACAACUGGGUGCUGUUCUUCGAGGUGUGA